AUGACAAGUGAACAAAGAUCUAUUUCGCCGGGUGAUAUUGAAAAAUUAAGCUUGGAACAUGCUGAAAUUAUGAACGAGCCACAAGCUCUUACUGCUGAACAUCAUGAUUUUCUCAUGAAAAGACAUGGUUCAGUGCAGUUGGACCCUUUACCUUCUAACGACCCUUUGGAUCCACUUAAUUGGCCUAGUUGGAAAAAAAAUUAUGAAAUCAUCUUAAUAGCUUUCCAUGCGUUUAGUUGUGCGUUCAUGCAAGCGGGAAUAUCCCCUGCUUAUGAAGCGAUGUCAGAAGAAUACGGAAAGUCUAUGACUGAAAUAUCAUAUUUAACUUCAGCACAAAUAUGUAUUGCUGGUAUUGCACCAUUUCUCUGGGUUCCAAUUAUGAAUGCGUACGGUAGAGGUGUAUUUUUGGCCUUCUCAGCUUUGAUCUGUUGUGCCUUUAAUAUUGGUGGUGGAUUUUGUACUACUUAUGGACAGCAAAUGGCUCUUAGAAUAUUAGUUUGCUUUUUUGCAUCAACGGGGGCAGCCGCGGGUAGUUCUGUUGUAGCUGAUUUGGCAUUCGCCCACGAAAGGGGGAAGAAGAAUGGUUGGUGGUCUCUUGGACUUCUUUUAGGUACUCCUGGUGGCCCUUUCUUCAUGGGUUUCGUGCAAUACCAUGCCGGUACUAGGUGGAUUUAUUUUACAUUUGCAAUCAUGAACUUUGUUCAAUUCGUUCUUUGGUUAUUGGCGGAGGAAACGGUAUAUAUCAGAGAUAAGCAUGCUCGUUCUAUAAAUCCAAGUAAGGGAGGUUUCAUGAAAUGGUUUGGAUGUUAUAAUCGUAGCCAACAACCUUUACAUUGGAAAAUAUUCUUUAGACCUUUAAAACAAGCAUGGAAUUAUAAUGUUUCCAUGGCAGUGAUUGCCUUAACAGUUACAUUUUGUUAUGCAAAUAUUGUUCUUGUGGUUGAAAUGCCACAAACCUUUGGUGCGUUAUUUCAUCUUAAUGCGCAGCAAUUAAGUUUGCAUUAUAUUGCCCUUAUAGUUGGUUCUGUAAUUGGAGAAUUACUUGCUGGGCCACUUUCUGAUUGGUGGAUGAAAAUAUGUUACAAGAAAAGAGGAGGUAAGAGAGUGGUGGUUGAUAGAUUAUGGGUGUCUUAUAAUGGCUUUUUAGCAGUGAUAGUUGGAUUGAUAGUUUGGGGUGUUUAUUUAGACAAGGUAGAAGAAAACCACUGGAAUAUCUCUGCCUUGAUAGGGGCUGCAGUUGCAGCCGGAGGAAAUAAUAUUGUAGCAACUGUUUUAACAACAUUUGCGAUUGAUAGUAGUGAAUAUGCACCCGAUGUUGGUUUAUAUUUGAAUCUUGUGAGGUUGAUUUUUGGCUUCACGGGCCCUUUUUACUUCGCGUUAAUGUUUGAAAGACUUAAAUACGCAGGCGCAGCAGGAUUAAUGGUUGGACUUGUGGCAAUAUUUGGUGUUUUAAAUAUGGGUAUCACUCAUAUCUUUGGUCUUAGAAAUAAAUCAACGGAAAUAUAG
This is a messenger RNA of Debaryomyces tyrocola, 1506 nucleotides long. Lineage: Eukaryota; Fungi; Ascomycota; Pichiomycetes; Serinales; Debaryomycetaceae. The record is from the annotation of a GenBank genome assembly.